Messenger RNA from Bufo bufo (common toad), 2004 nucleotides. Its product is annotated as zinc finger protein OZF-like. The coding region runs from base 3 to 1379 and encodes 458 amino acids. Gene Ontology annotation, biological process: negative regulation of transcription by RNA polymerase II; regulation of cytokine production; regulation of immune system process. Lineage: Eukaryota; Metazoa; Chordata; Amphibia; Anura; Bufonidae. The transcript has 2 exons. The record is from RefSeq and is a predicted model, not a curated record.
CCAUGAUGGAGGAGCACCAGCCUCUUAUAUCACAAGCAGAAAAUUACCAUAAGAAUUCUGAGGGAAACUUCAUGUUGUCACUAAAUUAUAAAGUAGAAGAUGAAGACAUCAUGCAAUGCUCUUCAGGAGAAAACCUUAAUGUACAUCCAGGACUUCACAGUACAGAUCUGUCAUAUAAUUCCCCUGUUCAUGAGGAAUCUUCAUCUGACCAAUCACAGUUUGCUACCACAAGUGCCGGUCAGAAAGGGGGUGAAAGGUUUCAAGAGAUCACAAAAAGAUCAAGUCUUUCUACAGACAGAAGAAUUCGCACACAAGAGGACAAGCUGUUUUCAUGUCCACAAUGUGGGAAAUAUUUUGCAUAUAAAUCAGCGCUUGUUCGACAUGAGAGAAGUCACACAGGAGAGAAGCCGUAUUCAUGUUCAGAAUGUGGGAAAUAUUUUGCACAUAAAUCACAUCUUGCUAGACAUGAGAGAAGUCACACAGGAGAGAAGCCAAAUUCAUGUUCAGAAUGUGGGAAAUAUUUUGCAUGUAAAUCACAUCUUGUUAGACAUGAAAAAAGUCACACAGGAGAGAAGCCAUAUUCAUGUUCAGAAUGUGGGAAAUGUUUUACAGAAAAAUUCUAUCUUGUCAGACAUGAGAGAAUUCACACAGGAGAGAAGCCGUAUUCAUGUUCAGAAUGUGGGAAAUGUUUUAAUGCUAAAUCAAGUCUUGUUACACAUCAGAGAAUGCACACAGGGGAGAAGCCAUACUUCUGUUCAGAAUGUGGGGACUGUUUUAUUACUAAAGCCAAACUUAGUUAUCAUCAGAGAAGGCACACUGGAGAGAAACCAUAUUCAUGUUCAGAUUGUGGGAAAUGUUUUAAUGCUAAAUCAAGUCUUGUUACACAUCAGAAAUUACAUACAAGGGAGAAGCCGUAUUCAUGUUCAGAAUGUGGGAAAUGUUUUACAGAAAAAUUACAUCUUGUUAAACAUGAAAGAAAUCACACAGGAGAGAAGCCUUUUUCAUGUUCAGACUGUGGGAAAAGUUUUACACUUAGACAAACUCUUGUUAAACAUGCACUACGUCACACAGGAGAGAAGCCGUAUUCAUGUUCAGAAUGUGGGAAAUGUUUUACACAGAAACCAAGUCUUGCUGCACAUCAGAGAAGUCACAGAGGAGAGAAGCUGUAUUCAUGUUCAGAAUGUGGGAAACGUUUUACACUUAGACAAAAUCUUGUUAAACAUGCGCUACGUCACGCAGUAAAGAAGCCGUAUGCAUGUUCAGAAUGUGAGCAAUGUUUUACGCAAAAAUCAGAUCGUGAUAGUCAUGAGAAAAGUCACAGAAGAGUAAGGAUACGAUCACAAUUCCAGAAUUUAGACUUUGAUUUCGAUUCCAAUUAAAGAAUGACGUUAUUCGAUAACAAAUAAAAUAACACAAAUACCCACAGUAACCCAUGUUGCCCAUUAUGUGAAGAGGUACUUGAUGAGGCACUUACUAUUAAUGUAAGGCACAAGGAACUACAAAUUAAUAAAACCUCACAUUAAUAGUAACACAAUUAAAUACCUUCUCACAUAAUGGGCAACAGGAUUAAUAUGUGGAGGCACAUGAUGGAAUUAAUGUGAUGCACAUGGAAGCCCAAAUUGAUAAAACCAUGUGCCUCACAUGGUAAGACCAUCAAGUGCGUCCUGAUGAAAUGGAAAACACAAGAUUAAAAUGGUUGUGCAGCAAUAUAUAUUGAUGACCUAUCCUCAAUGACCCCAAUCCAUACGCGGUGGGUUCUGGAUGUAUAAUACAGCUGGCACCUUGCAGCAAUGACGGGGAACGGCAAUCGCACCGAACCCUGUCACUUAACCACUCAGAUGCCGCCUUCAACAGCGAUUGCUGCCUAUGUGAGGUAAGGCAGAGGGAUGCAGCUCUCUCUGCCUUCCGAUUGGAGAAAUUGCUUCUAAAGCUUCCCAGGCCUGCCAUGGUAAGCUCCCUCUAUGAUUAUCUGUACUGUUAUAAAGAUGUAUACGGUCUGUGGAA